Molecule: messenger RNA, 1575 nt
Organism: Sorex araneus (European shrew)
Lineage: Eukaryota; Metazoa; Chordata; Mammalia; Eulipotyphla; Soricidae
Gene: MED7
Product: mediator complex subunit 7
Exons: 2
Coding region: 119-844 (241 amino acids)
Biological process (GO): regulation of transcription by RNA polymerase II
Cellular component (GO): mediator complex
Molecular function (GO): transcription coregulator activity
Source: RefSeq, a predicted model, not a curated record
CCUCCUUCCGGGAGGCGGCGGCGCCGGCCGGAAGUCGCGUUUGGGCGGCGGCGGCGGUGGUGGAGGCGGCGGCUUGCAGGGUAAACUCGGCGCUGCGGUGCGCGCACGGCCGGCCAGGAUGGGCGAGCCCCAGCAGGUGAGCGCCCUGCCGCCGCCCCCCAUGCAGUACAUCAAGGAGUACACGGACGAGAACGUGCAGGAGGGCCUGGCGCCCCGGCCGCCGCCGCCGCUCAAGGACAGCUACAUGAUGUUCGGCAACCAGUUCCAGUGCGACGACCUCAUCAUCCGCCCGCUGGAGAGCCAGGGCAUCGAGCGGCUGCACCCGCUGCAGUUCGACCACAAGAAGGAGCUGCGGAAGCUCACCAUGUCCAUCCUUGUCAACUUCCUGGACCUCCUGGACAUCCUCAUCCGCAGCCCCGGCAGCCUCAAGCGCGAGGAGAAGCUGGAGGACCUCAAGCUGCUCUUCGUGCACGUGCACCACCUCAUCAACGAGUACCGGCCGCACCAGGCGCGCGAGACGCUGCGCGUCAUGAUGGAGGUGCAGAAGCGCCAGCGCCUCGAGACGGCCGAGCGCUUCCAGAAGCACCUGGAGCGCGUUGUCGAGAUGAUCCACACCUGCCUGGCCUCGCUGCCCGACGACCUGGCCCCCGCCGAGGCCGGCGCGCGCGUCAAGGCGGAGCCCAUGGAGGCGGAGGACGGGGGCAGCGGCGGGGGCGGCGGGGGCGGGGGCGGGCCCGGCAAGAGUGACCCGCAGAGGGACAGCGCCGGCCACCGGCGGGACCAGAUCCUGGAGAAGGAUGCGGCCUUGUGUGUCUUGAUCGAUGACAUGAAUGAAAGACCCUGAGGGAGGGAGACAGGCGUGUGUGUGUGUGUGUGUGUGUGCGCGCGCGUGUGCACGCGCUGCCUUCUGUGUUUUGAUUGCCGCUUUGUGUGUCUUGAUCAAUGAUGACAUGAAUGAAAGACCCUGAGGGAGGGAUGCGGGCCUCUGUGUGUGUGUGUGUGUGUGUGUGUGUGUGUGUGUGUGUGUGUGUGAGUGAAGGACACUGCCUUGUGUGUCUUGAUCGCUGCUUUGUGUGUCUUGAUUGAUGAUGACAUGAAUGAAAGACCCUGAGGGAGGGAGAAGGUUCUGGCUCUGUGUGUGUGUGUGUGUGUGUGUGCGUGUGCGUGUGUGUGUCUUGAUGGAUGACAUGAAUGAAAAGACCCUGAGAAAGGAGGAGGUUCUGGCUGUGUGUGUGUCUCCUAACAGCCGCCCUCCCCCGCAACUUGACCUCAUGCAUUAGUUUUGUUUGUACUGGGCCAGUCUUCACGGAGAGGCGGUUGCGAGUCCCGGGAAGGGCCGCCUCCUGCAGUUCCGACACCUCACGGGCAGUGAGGGGCCGCUGGCCAGUGUGAGAACCCCUUGGGGUGCAGAACCGGCUGCUCCGAGGCCGGAGUUCCUGUGUCCUGUCUUGGGAGAGGCGGGGGCACGUGCAAGAGACCCCUCUCCCCCAUCAGAGCCUCAGUCGGAAGGGCGAUUGGCUCGAGGAACGGUAAAUCCCGGCCGUCAAGCUGAAUAAAUGUGAAAUUCAAGUUCCA